Molecule: messenger RNA, 1431 nt
Organism: Prunus armeniaca (apricot)
Lineage: Eukaryota; Viridiplantae; Streptophyta; Magnoliopsida; Rosales; Rosaceae
Source: the annotation of a GenBank genome assembly
AUGGCUACUUCUACUAUUAAUAUUGGUGGAAGGAAGAAGAGAGAGCAGUACUUGUUUCUCAUCAUCUUCUUAUGCAUCUGCACCAUCUUUUUCCAAAGGUUUUCACCUUCAGUGGAAGCUGCUUCGAAUUCGGGGGGCCUCAAAUACACAAGGCAUAAUUAUAAGCAAGUUAGCAGCUUGAGACUGCAAAGGAUUGAGAAGCACCUCAACAAGAUCAACAAGCCUGCUGUCAUCACCGUUCAGAGCCCAGAUGGAGAUAUAAUAGAUUGCGUUCAUAAAAGAAAACAGCCAGCUUUGGAUCACCCUCUCUUAAAGAAUCACAAGAUCCAGAAGGAGGCACCAGAAAGGCCAAAAGCGAUGAAAAAGAAGAUGAAGCACACAAAUGAUAAAGAUGAAGAAGGGAUUAACAAUAAUAAUGGAGAUGAAGCAGCAGCGGCAGUUGAGGGUAAGGGUAAGGAGGGUGCAUGGGUUGUGCAGCAAAUGUGGCACAGAAAUGGGACGAGAUGUCCCAGAGGAACGGUUCCAAUACGGCGAAGCACAGUAGAUGACGUCCUGCGAGCCAAAUCUUUGUUUCACUAUGGCAAGAAGAAGCAGCAGCAACCUCCUAAUAAUAAUCUCACGGCUGAUCUUGCUGCUAGGCGCACCGAUGCACCCGAUGUAGUCAGCGGCAAUGGCCAUGAGCACGCAAUCGCGUACACCGGAUCAUUGCAAGAAGUGUAUGGGGCAAGGGCGACAAUCAAUGUGUGGACCCCCUCGAUCGAACAAGUAAACGAGUUCAGUCUCUCCCAGAUUUGGGUUCUUUCCGGAUCAUUCGACGGCUCAGAUCUCAACAGCAUAGAAGCUGGAUGGCAGGUCAGUCCGGAGCUCUAUGGUGACAACAGGCCCAGAUUGUUCACUUACUGGACGACUGAUUCAUAUCAGGCGACUGGGUGCUACAAUCUUCUGUGUUCUGGGUUUAUCCAAACAAACAGUAAGAUAGCAAUUGGAGCUUCCAUUUCUCCAGUCUCAUCCUAUGCCAGCAACCAAUACGAUGUCACCAUUCUCAUAUGGAAGGAUCCAAAGCUAGGGAAUUGGUGGAUGGGAUUUGGAGACAAUACACUUGUAGGGUACUGGCCAGCGGAGUUAUUCACACACUUGAAAGAGAAGGCGACGAUGGUAGAAUGGGGUGGCGAGGUGGUGAACACAAGAGCCAACGGUGAGCACACCGCCACGCAAAUGGGUUCGGGUCAUUUCGCUGAAGACGGGUUUGGGAAAGCAAGCUAUUUCCGAAACCUUGAGAUCGUGGACUCGGACAACAGCCUCAGCUCGGUCCCAGGUGUGUCAACUUUGGCUGAGAACACCAAUUGCUACAACAUCGAGAGCUCGUACAACAAAGAAUGGGGCACGCACUUCUACUAUGGUGGCCCUGGCAAAAAUUCACGAUGCCCUUAA